AUGGGGGCAUGCCCUACUUUGAUGAUCUUCCUCGUUUCUUCACUAUUUCUUGUCCUUCCAAAUCUCGAAGUCAUUAACGCCUUCGGGUGUACCGGACGCUACUUCAACGGUAGCAGCAGCUACGGCCAAAACCGCGAGAGUCUCUUCUCUAUUCUUGCUGAAAAAGUCGUCGACAAUGGUGGAUACUACAACGGUUCACUCGGCGAAAGUCCCGACAGAGUUCACGUUCUUGCCCUCUGCGCAAGAGGCUAUGAGCGACAAGCUUGUAUCAGUUGUCUCGAAUCAGCGAAGGGUAUACUAGAAAAUUGUCAACAGCGAAAUUCGUUCAUGUGGGGUGGCGCCGAGAAAAACACGAUUUCUUGUCUUGUACGUUCCUCAAACCACUCUUUUGGGAACCUCGAGGUUAUACCUGCUGUUAGACACCAAAGCCCACUUAGUCUGCAGUCUAAAAACAUGACCAUUUUCGAACAAGAAUGGAAUGCAAUGGCUAAUGAGACCAUCAAGGCUGCCGCAGAAGCUGAAAAUUCGUUGGUACUUAAGUACUAUAGUGCCGUAAAAGCCGAGUUCACGGAGUAUCCAACAGUUUACAUGCUUAUGCAAUGCACACCCGACAUAACCUCCAAAGAUUGCAAGACGUGUUUGAAAGAAGGCGUGUUGCUUUUUAAAAAGCUGUUUUGGGAUACACAAGGAGGCACUGUUAAUUACCCCAGCUGUUUUUUCAGGUGGGAUUUAUAUCCUUUUCUUGAUGCUUUUGGUAAUUUAACAAGCAUUCCUGCGCCUCCUCGGCCUCCCGCUCAGAAAAAAGGGAGCUCUAUAAUAGACGACAAGAAAGAAAGAAGUAUAUUAAAUGGCGGAAUUAUAACAAUAAUUGUUGUUUUUAUCUUCAUUAAUGUUUUGGUUUUUAUCGGCUUUAUCAAAGUCCAUGCACGAAGGAGAAAAGCAUACAAAUUACUCAAUGGUAGUGCACCGUACUCUGAUUCUGAUGGUCAGAUUAUGUUACGGUUUGAUCUUAGUAUGCUCUUAGCGGCAACCAAUGAUUUCUCGUGUGAAAAUAAGCUUGGCCAAGGUGGAUUUGGUACGGUCUAUAAGGGAACAUUAUUUAGCGGUAAAGAGAUAGCAGUAAAGAGAUUAAAAAAAGGUUCAGGACAAGGAGAUAUAGAGUUCAAGAAUGAGGUUUCACUAUUGACAAGACUCCAACAUAGGAAUCUUGUUAAGCUUCUCGGGUUCUGUAAUGAAGGAGAUGAAGUGAUUCUUGUCUACGAGUUUGUCCCCAACGCAAGUCUUGACAACUUUAUAUUCGCUGAGGAGAAGCGUUCACUUCUUACAUGGGAGUUGAGAUAUAUAAUUAUAGAAGGCAUUGCUCGAGGUCUUGUUUAUCUUCAUGAAGAUUCUCAGCUGAAGAUUAUUCACCGAGACUUGAAGUUGAGCAACAUCCUUUUGGACGCUGAGAUGAACCCUAAAGUUGCAGAUUUUGGGACAGCCAGAUUGUUUGACACUGACGAGACUCGAGCUGAAACAAAAAAUAUAGCUGGAACUCGUGGAUAUAUGUCUCCUGAGUACCUGAAUCACGGGCAAAUCUCAGCUAAAUCUGAUGUUUAUAGCUUCGGUGUUAUGCUUCUAGAAAUUAUAAGUGGUGAAAGAUGCAACAGCUUUGAAGGAGAAGGCAUUGCAGCUUUUGCAUGGAAGAGAUGGGUUGAAGGAAAGCCUGAGAAUAUAAUUGACACUUUCUUGAUAAGGCAACCAAGAGACGAGAUCAUCAAGUUGAUACAAAUUGGUUUGUUGUGUGUUCAAGAGAAUGCAGCAAAGAGACCAACCAUGAGCUCUGUGAUCAUUUGGCUUGGCAGUGAUACUAUUAUCAUUCCUUUACCUAAUGCUCCUGCUUUCACUGGAAGUCUAUCCCAAUCUGAAAGUAGUACAAUGUCAAUGAGCAGCGAUGUCUUCACGGAGUUGAGUUGUCGUUGAG
Messenger RNA from Capsella rubella, 1963 nucleotides. RefSeq names its product putative cysteine-rich receptor-like protein kinase 39. Lineage: Eukaryota; Viridiplantae; Streptophyta; Magnoliopsida; Brassicales; Brassicaceae. Bases 1 to 1962 code for a protein of 653 amino acids. The transcript has 6 exons. Gene Ontology annotation, molecular function: ATP binding; protein kinase activity. The record is from RefSeq and is a predicted model, not a curated record. Gene Ontology annotation, biological process: protein phosphorylation.